Molecule: messenger RNA, 1202 nt
Organism: Nicotiana tabacum (common tobacco)
Lineage: Eukaryota; Viridiplantae; Streptophyta; Magnoliopsida; Solanales; Solanaceae
Product: putative carboxylesterase 17
Molecular function (GO): hydrolase activity
Source: RefSeq, a predicted model, not a curated record
ACCAAAUUACAUUACUUAAGAAUUAAGAUAUACUCCCUAUAGCUAUCAUCCUCUGGAAAAAAAAUGGUGACUGCCAUUUCUUAUGAUCCAAGGCAAAAUCUCAACGUAAGAAACGACCAUCAUCAACAAAAUGGAGUAGUUGUACUCGAAGAGAUUGAAGGUCUUAUAAAAUUUUACAACAAUGGCCACAUCGAAAGACCACAAAUUGUCCCAACUGUCCCACCUUAUUCUCUGCCUCAAGAACUCGGUGUCACAGCCAAAGAUGUCAUUUUACACAAUCCAACCAAUUUAUGGUCGCGAAUUUACCUUCCCAAUACCUUAAUCCCAGCUAAGAAACUGCCUUUACUUGUUUAUUUUCACGGAGGUGGUUUCUGUGUAGGUUCUGCUGCAUGGAAAUGUUACCAUGAUUUCUUAGCAAAUCUUACUUCAAAAAUUGGCUGUGUAAUUAUGUCAGUUAAUUAUCGUUUAGCACCUGAAAAUCGUCUUCCUGCUGCUUAUGACGAUGGAGUCCACGCUAUAACGUGGCUAAAAAAUCAAGCACUAGCCAAUUCCAAGGAACACAAUUGGUGGUCAAGCAAAUGCAGUUUUUCCAACUUGUUCCUUAGUGGUGAUAGUGCUGGUGCUAAUAUUGCUUAUCACGUUGCCACUAGGCUCAAUUCAUAUAAUCUCAAGCCAUUAUCUCUCAAAGGACUUAUCUUAAUCCAACCAUUUUUUGGAGGCGAAUCACGUAUUCACUCUGAGAAAUAUUCAGUUCAGCCUCCAUACUCUGCACUAAACUUACCUGCAUCAGAUACUUACUGGAGACUUGCUUUGCCAGUAGCUUCUAAUCGUGACCAUCCGUGGUGUAAGCCAAGAUUGAGCUAUAAUAUAAGAUUGCCCUCUACAUUGGUUUGUAUUUCGGAGACGGAUUUACUCAAAGAUAGGAAUUUGGAAUUGUGUAGUGCAUUGGCAGAUGCUGGAAUUAAAGUGGAAAAGCAGGUUUACAAAGGUGUGGGACAUGCAUUUCAGAUUCUGCAUAAUUCUCCACGUUCUCAGCCAAGAACUCAUGAUAUGACGUCUCAUCUCAAGAAUUUUAUCCAUGAUCAUUAUUAACUUAUUAAGGUAUUAAGUUGGAGCAAUAUAUAUAGUUGGACAUGUUGAAUGAUUUUUAAUUAAAUUUAGUCAUGUGGAAAUGUUGUGGAUGCUAUAGCUUAUAGAAUAGA